AUUAUAUUAACAAUCUAUUUAAAGAUUACUUUAACGUUUGAAAACCAGUCAUAUUUAUUUUUAGAACAGCUGAUAAUUCAACUCCAUCAAAAUAAACAGUUUUGGAAAGAAUAUUUAUUAUAUGAAGUUGAAUUUAAAUUAAAAAAAUCCAUAAAAAGUAUCUGUAUAAAUCUUUCAUGUAACCUUUGGUUUAAUAAUAAAAGAGCUGCUUUUUUAGAUCAGCCACUAGAAUUAGAAUGUUACAAAAAGACAGACUCUCCACAAAUAAAAUAUCUAAACGAAUUGCAAAUUAAAGUGGUCUUUUAUAAAGUUAAUCAUAAGGAUAAAUAUUUCCAAAAAAAUGAAGAGGUAACUGUUUUUGAAAUUAAAAAUUUAUUAAACCAAUUCUUUGGUUCCUUAUUAAUCUCUCAGUUAGAAUUCAAAUUUCCAUUGGUAUUUUCCCCCCUAGUAAGGAAUAAAAUAGCAAUACAAGAAAAAUAUUUCGCUCCUAUAUCUUACUCAUUAACAAAUUCUACACAAUUAAUUCCAAUUAUUAUAAAAAUAAUAUCAAAUGAUAGGACAUCUACCACAGCAUUUGUUCUACUUCUACCCGCAAAAAAGCUAAGCUUUAAAGUAACAUUAAAUCUGUUGUAA
Molecule: messenger RNA, 633 nt
Organism: Arxiozyma heterogenica
Lineage: Eukaryota; Fungi; Ascomycota; Saccharomycetes; Saccharomycetales; Saccharomycetaceae
Gene: REC102
Product: Rec102p
Exons: 1
Source: RefSeq, a predicted model, not a curated record